Molecule: messenger RNA, 1391 nt
Organism: Malaya genurostris
Lineage: Eukaryota; Metazoa; Arthropoda; Insecta; Diptera; Culicidae
Exons: 3
Coding region: 866-1309 (147 amino acids)
Biological process (GO): sensory perception of smell
Molecular function (GO): odorant binding
Source: RefSeq, a predicted model, not a curated record
UAACGAAUGCCCGGGGCGCUAGGAAUCUUAUAAAACUGACGGGUUCGUAUCGAAGUAGUUUCAUUUGUUGUUCGAGUGUUCUAAUUCAGUAUGGCAUUUGUGUUAAGAUGUUUAGUGCUGCUGGUCGCUGUGGCUUUGGUUUCACCACACUCGAUAAAAUCACUGUUGAGCGAAUGCAAGAAAACGAUGGAGAUCAGUGAUGAACUGGAAAAAUCUAUUUUGGAGCUCACGUUUCCACAAGACGAACAAACCAUGGGUUGUCUAAUGCAUUGUUUCGGGAUAAAGUUGCAUAUAUUCGAGCCCGAGGGGGGAAUGAAUUUAACCAGUCUGGAGGCGGCACUAGCUGGAAUGGACGGCUCCAAGAAAGAACUCAGUGAGAAGCAACAAAAGUGCCUCGAGAAGAUUAGCGAUGAUAGCAAGGAUUCGUGUGGAAUGGCGUACAAUACCUACAAGUGCUUUGAGCAGGAGUUCAUAGAGCUUGUAAAGAUCGAUCUAAAAGAGCAAGAGUGAGCAGCGUACUUUCCAGUGAUAAUUUUAAUCAGAAAUACAUGUAUAUGUCAAUAUAUGUUUGAACGCAAUCCCAGCUGGUAAUGUAAACUACGAACGAUUCGCAUCUAAAUAGAAUACAUGCUUCCUUUAUAUUCAAGUUGUAAGCUGAUUUUUUGCUAACAUUACAUUCCAACCCUAUGUUAUUUUUACCCAUAUCAAGCUAGCGAUAAGAAUAAUGUAACUGAUCGUUCUGUAAUCAUUGAGACCUAGGUUGAUGUAUUCGAACCGCGCUAUAAAUGCAACUUUCCGAUCGAAGAUUGAACACAUAGAGUCAUCAAAUUUUCGUUGAAGAGGAGGACAACUACAACUGUUCAAAAUGUUGUUUUUCAUUCGGUCGGUUUUCGCCGCUGUUGUACUUUUCGCUAUUGUCGUGAUGGUGGUCGAAUCAACACCAACUCCAGAGAAAACCAAAAACAUGGAAAAUAAGAACAUUUGCGGUAAACUACUACGCACACCGGCGAACGACUUGGAGCUGUACCUUCAAUCGGAGUAUCCCGAAAAACAUGAUACUUUCUGUUUCGUUCGGUGUUUGGCAAUUUUGAGUGCAACGUAUGAUGAUGAAACUGGUGUCAAUUUGGCAAAGUUAUAUGAAUCCCUGGGAAAAGGAAUGACUGAACAGGAAUUCACCGAGCAGGCCAGCACCUGUUUGGCGGAGAAAGAGGGAGAACCCGAGGAAACGUGCUAUUGCCGGAAGGCUUGGAAACCAAUCAGCUGCAUCCACAAGCAGUAUCAUGAUCGGAAGAAUUCUGCCACUGCCUAGAUGGCGAUUUUUGAUAGGAUCAGUAGAAAAGUUAAAGCGGAUCAAGAUUAUGAGAGACAAAUAAAAUUAUAUUCAUUAUUGA